AUGAAAACCCUCUUCACGGUCAACUUAAACACCAUGACGGUCAACGAUAGGGCUCGAAACAGGCAUUUUCCUGUACCUAAUGAGAUUGACUCUUCCCUAAGGGACCUUGAAGAGUACGUGAGGAGAAUUGUCCGGGAGAAAAAGGAAGCAGAAAUGGAGGAAGCACGUUGCCAACAGGCAAGUCUUUCAUCAAGCAAGGCAAUUCUGUACUUCAUGUUUGGAGUCUCCAGGUUCCCUGCCUCAGCUGGGAAAAUGACCCAUAUGUUCACGCUUCUUCUGCUCAGGAGAGCUCGAUUGCCUGCAUGGCAAACAGUCAAAAUGGCAGAAGAGAUGGUCGUCAGUGCUCCAACCCUGGUUGCUGGUCCAUUCGGCACCGCAACACCAAAGAUAGCUUUUCCUGCCCAUGUGGUCGGUACUGGACUUGCAGCAGUUGCGAGUCGCAGUCUUCGACCAUUCGUAGGAUUCUUACGUGCCCUCGGUGCCUUCAGUGUUUCUGCACAUGGUGCUCAUACAUCAAUGCUUGCGAGCUAUGCCGACGUGUGGGACUCUGUAAUGACUGCAUGGAAGAAGCGAGCGAAGAAACUGAGCAUAGGACCGGGCGGAAACCUUUUCCAGUGCCAGAACUGCCAAGGUCAUUUAUGCAACACAUGCGACGAUGGUGGGAAAUCUCGUUGUACAUGUAAUCAAAUCCUUUGCAAACUUUGUGAAGAAGAGUGCCAACGUUGUGCUCAUUUCCGCCGGCUCUGCGAUAAUGACUUCGGUUUUUUUGAAUUUGGCUCUGGCGAUGAAAUGACUUACCACAAUUUCUAG
This is a messenger RNA of Suillus subaureus, 810 nucleotides long. RefSeq lists its product as uncharacterized. The transcript is spliced from 6 exons. NCBI's taxonomy places the organism in Eukaryota, Fungi, Basidiomycota, Agaricomycetes, Boletales, Suillaceae. Bases 1 to 810 code for a protein of 269 amino acids. The record is from RefSeq and is a predicted model, not a curated record.